CGUCCUGUCUGAAAAUCGGCGGUUUUUGCACCCAGUGCGUCUCUCGCUCUCUGUCGCUCGCUCUUGGCAGUGGGACUCAUCUUCUCAUCCAGCAGAGGGACCCCCCAUCCCUGCCCUUUCUUCAAACUGCCCGUCGGCCCCUGAAGACUCCGACAUGCUGCUGUUCCUGACGCUAGUGUCUGUCGGCCUGGUGGCAAUAGUGCCGCAGUCCCAGGCGAUUGUGAUCUACACGGGCUGGGAUCGCCACGCCCUGGUGGGGUCAGACGUGCGGCUCUCCUGCUCCUUCUUCUCCUGGCGAUGGACCUCCGAGGACGUGACCUUCUCCUGGAGCUACCGGGCCGACGGGGCCCGAGAAGGCAUCUCUAUAUUCCACUACACCGGGGGUCUGCCCUACGUGGACAACAAGGGUCCUUUCCGGGACAGGCUGGAGUUCGUGGGGAACCCCCAGCGUCGCGACGGCUCCAUCCUAAUCAAGAACCUGGACUACAACGACAACGGCACCUUCACCUGCGACGCCAAGAACCCGCCCGACAUCGUGGGCCGGCCUUCCCACGUCCGACUGCUCGUGUUCGAGAAACUACCCGUCCAGGCUGGAGUGAUCACUGGCGCCAUCAUCGGGGCAGUCCUGGGACUGCUGGUGCUGAUCGUGGUGAUCUACUACCUAAUGAGGUUCCUGGUCGCCCGCCGAGUCUUCAGCCUCAGUGUCAGCAAACACGGGAAGAAAGGAAAAGGGAAAGAGGGAUCACAGCAGCGACAGGGUCCCACCCUCUACGCCGCCCUGGACCAGUCCAAACUGAAGGCCUCCUCCUCCGAAAAGAAGAAGCAGGAGUCACGCAAGGAUAAGAAAUAGGAUUCGGCAAGCAGAGAGCUAGAGCCCCACGACAAACCCCGCAAAGCGCAGCCCAAACCGCAGAAAGAGAAAGAGAAAUCGGGAGGGGACAGGGUCCUGAUGACUAUCGAACUGGAGAUGACCAAGGGGGAGGGGGAGGGAGGCCUGCCCAAAAAGUCGCCCAGUUUUCUGUCCCAGCUCGCCAACAAACUGACCGUCAAAUAAAGGAGAGGGAAGAGAGGAGGAACGAGGGAGGGGUGAGGGCGGAAGGGUGGAGAAAGAGAUAGAGAGGGAGAGGGCAGCAUUGCACAGAUAAAGUCUGGUGGGGGUAGAGCAUACUUAUUCUCUAAUUAAAUCACAUCCGUCUUUUUUACAGACAGGAAAAUAAUCGUAUUCGAGUAUAAAUACUUUAGAUUUGAUUAGAAUUCAAUCAGAAUUAAAUUUAUGUCCAUAAAAAAUAAAUUUAAAAUGAACUGUUAGCAUUCAAUACCUUAUUCAAAGACAUUCUUUUCAGUUGAAAUGAUUUCAUGGUAACUUCAAUACAAACAAGCCUUCAACCUUGCCUGUGCCUGUUAGAAUGCCUCGUGUCACUACGGCAACAGCAAGGACACUGUGCUUCUCUUAGGGGUCAUCUGCAAACUCUCACCUCACAAAAAACUGUUUUUUUUUUUUAUUUUGUCAAAGAUAGAAUCUCAUCAUCAGCCACAAUGUUCACAUAUUAAAUAUUAAAUUAUUCGUAGUUAUUCAUUCAUAUAUUAAAGACCUUGACUCUCAAAAAGCACCUCUCUCCCUCUCCGUCUUUCUCCUUCUCCCACUCCCUCUUCCUUUCCUUUCCCCCUUUCUGUCUCUUUCUUUCUCUCUCGUAGAUGUUCUGAGUCCUCUUUUCACCCGCGCUCUGGCUGCUCCGCCCCCCAAAGCCCCGCCCACCCCACCGUCCCCCAACCAAAACUACUGGCGUAGCCACAUGUCACUCCAACCGAGCUCCAACCGAGACCCCGGGCCUGCCCCCUCACCAAAAACCAGCCCCUCCCACUUCCGUGUCUGCACUUGGUGAGUCGACACGCUCCCCCCAAAACAGAGUCUCUGCCACACCCACAACAAUGUCUCCUCCUCCGCCCCCCCAACAAAGGCUAUGCCCCACCCCCCCAACAGAGAGUGGUUUUAAACUGGUAGCACCCUGGACUGUAGAAGCUCUGAGAGGCACAGACAGUCUGUUUAGCUGUUUACCCCCGUGGACACGUACUCGGGCGUUUCUGCUUACACUGCCAUGACACAGACCCCCGACACGUCUACGUUAAACCACCUACCUGUUCGUUCAGGUGGACGGAUAUCUACCUAUUCCUUGUGAUUGUGGGGAUGAUAACAUAAAAUAUGAUUUGGAAAAAAAAAAAUUGUGAAGCCCAUCUCCUCCUGAUCUUGUACUGUUGUAAAAUAACAAACUAUGGUAGGUCCUUGAAAGAAUUUGUUGUCAGCUUUAUUUGCACAAGGAGCAACAAACACAGUGUUCGUUUCACUGGGCAAUUCGGGCCAUUAAUAUUUCUAAUGCUAAUGACCCUACUGGAGGCGGAGCCUGUAGAAAAAGCAACAGGGGCCGUUCACUGCUUUGAGUUUAGUGACUGAGAAGCACAGAAUGAAGUCAAUACUGAACCAGACCACGUGAACUAUCUCAGCCAGCCAAAAUAGACAGCAAGAAUUGUGAAAGAAAUGUGGAUUCGAGCUCUGCUCCAGAACGCUUAGCUACUCGAGUCCCAAAAAGUGCUCUCCUCCCGCAGCGUACUUAGGGUGGCGUUUCCUGUCCUGUCCCUCUCCGACUCACCAGCUCAGAUACCUCUCAGCACCUCAUUGACCCCGCCUUCACCACCCCUCGUUUCGGUUGCUUAGCAACGCAUUGUGCCCUCACACGCCCUAGCGGCCCUUCUGAUUCUUCUCAUCGUAAAAGAUGCCAAAAACAGAAAUUCUAAUUCAUCUAGCUCUCUGCUACGUAUGUAGGUGUGUGUGUGUAUUUGUGUGUGUGUGAGUGAGUGAGUGUGUAUUUGGUGUAUGUGUGUGUGUGUUAGACAGACAUUUUACAUGUGUACAAAAAAACAUUGUAAGCAUGUUUCUCGAAGGCAGAAAUGUAAUAGUAUUUCUCGAUAUUUAAUGAUGUUUCUGCCCUGGUGAAAUGCAAGGAUCCAGUGAGCUUUUUGUGCCACACAGGAGACCGUAGAGCGCUCUCGUCCACCCAGGUAGCACUGCAACCAGGCAAAGGGAGGAGUUCUGGGAGGAAAUAUCCUACCCCUUGGCUCUUCUCAGACAUUUCUUUCUGAAUGAUGUCGCCCACUUGAGCCGUGUUUUGAUGCAAACAUCAAACUACAGUCAUGGGUGGUGCAGUAGAAUAUGAGGUCAUAACCGCAGAGUGGUUAUGGGUAGUGUAGUGCUAUUAUAGCAUGGACCACUACACUCGUGUAGCUUUUUUUUUUUUACACUAGCGCUAAGUGUUAAACAUGGUUUUAUGCUAGCACUAGUGUAGAAUGCGCUUUUCACUAGCACUAGUGUAGAAAAUGGUUUUACGCUCACACUAGCGUAGACUGGUUUAAAGUAGCACUGUCUCCUUCAAUGGAUUCAGGUCUUCCCUUGGUCCAGCUUUAUGGAUUCUUGACAUUUGAGAAAAUACAUUAAAAUGUCUUGAGACAUCUGUGUUGUUCAUGUAUCGCGUUCUUUAUCGGAUCUGAUUCAGAGAUAACAUUCCUUUAUUCUUUGAAAUAAAUACGCAUUAACGGUUUAAUUAUUUUUUUUUUUUACAUUUAUUUUUAUGCUAACAAUAGAAAUGUACCAACCAGUAUUUGUUGUGAUAUGAAAUGUGUUGUAUAAAGAAAAUAAAUCAGAAAUAAAAGCAAACACUCAACUUGGUUGUAAAAAUAAAAAUUAAAUAAACCCAAAUGAACAGAGAA
Messenger RNA from Anguilla rostrata (American eel), 3759 nucleotides. It is a transcript of the gene mpz, whose product is annotated as myelin protein zero. Gene Ontology annotation, cellular component: plasma membrane. The transcript has 6 exons. The record is from RefSeq and is a predicted model, not a curated record. Gene Ontology annotation, biological process: myelination. The coding region runs from base 155 to 850 and encodes 231 amino acids. Lineage: Eukaryota; Metazoa; Chordata; Actinopteri; Anguilliformes; Anguillidae.